CUCGCCCUGCCUCAACCUCCAGCCUUCCUCUUAUCCCAUCGCUGCACAUAUUGCAAUUGGAGCUAUCAACCGGCCUUUGAAUCCGGGCCUUUUCUAGCUCGAUCUGUGCGUGCUCUCUUGUCCUCGACUGUACUCCGAUCCGCUUAUCUUUCUUUGUUGAUCGCCGCCGCAAACAUGGGUGGAGAAUCUCACCCCCGGGUUACCCCCAGCUCUUAUCCGAAGCUGGUCGAGCGUCCCGUGGGCCAGCAUAUCAAAAACAUCUACACCGAGAGGCUUCGUCAAUUUGUUGAUGACGGUCAGUAUAAGAAUGAUGGUCUUAAAGGGAAAUAUGAGAAGGCCGUCGUUUCAGACCAAGACCACGUCAAGCUGUUUGUCUACUCCCCACCAAACCUGUCGCGACCUACUUUCGAAGAUGCCACAUCGCACGAGUUCAAGCCGACCAGUGUCGGCACAGCUUUCGGGCCAAGUUGGUCUACACAUUGGUUCAGGAUUCACCUCACAGUACCUCAAGAUUUGUUAAAGCAGGAGGGUCUUGAGUUUCACUGGGAUGCAGGUAAUGAAGGCUUGGUCUGGACUGAAAAGGGCCAUCCAUUACAAGGUUUGACUGGGGGUGAGCGUACCGAAUGGGUUAUCCCAGAGGCCUUCCGUGAUGGCAAAGAACAUGUGUUCUAUAUUGAAAUGGCGUGUAACGGAAUGUUCGGUAAUGCCAAUGGCGACUCAAUACAGCCCCCAGAUCCAAAUAAAUAUUUCACUCUUUCGAAAGCUCAAAUUGUCAAUGUCAACUUGGACGCCAGGGCGCUAGGGUAUGACUUCUGGAUCAUCGGGGAUGCCGCCAGAGAAUUCCCGCAGGACUCUUGGGAACAGCACGAAGCGCUCACCGUUGCUAACUCCAUUAUUGAUGCUUUCAUCGCGGGCGGUGGAAGUCAGGAAUCUAUUAAAAAGGGACGCCAAAUUGCACACAAAUACCUAGGCGACAAAAUCGACUCUCAUAAGGUCUACGAUACAGGUUCUGAGGCGAUCGUGUACGCCAUCGGCCAUUGCCAUAUUGACACCUGUUGGUUAUGGCCAUUCGCGGAAACGAAGCGCAAAGUCGCAAGAUCUUGGUCAAAUCAGUGUGACCUCAUGGACCGUUACCCCGAGCAUCGUUUUACAUGUUCUCAAGCCCAGCAGUAUAAGUGGCUUGAACAGUAUUACCCAUCUGUUUUCGAUCGCGUCAAAUCCUAUGUCAAGAAGGGGCGUUUUCACCCUAUCGGUGGAAGUUGGGUGGAACAUGAUACUAAUCUCCCCAGCGGCGAGUCCCUUGUGAGACAAUUUUUGUAUGGGCAGCGCCUCUUUGAGAGUCGCUUUGGCGAAAGAUGCCGCACAUUUUGGCUGCCUGAUACAUUCGGAUACUCUUCUCAACUGCCUCAACUAUGCAGACUAGCGGGUAUGGAACGGUUUUUCACCCAGAAAUUAAGUUGGAACAACAUCAAUAAUUUCCCCCAUACCACUUUCAACUGGGUCUCUCUUGAUGGCAGUCAGGUGCUGUGCCACAUGACUCCUGCUGAGACCUAUACUGCUUCCGCUCAUUUUGGAGAUGUCAAGCGUAGUGUCUCACAGCAUAAAUCCAUGGACCAAGAUAAGACUUCGCUUUUGGUCUUUGGUAAGGGAGAUGGUGGCGGUGGCCCUACUUUUGAGCAUUUGGAGAAACUACGAAGAUGCCGUGGUUUGUCUGAUAAGAUCGGCCUGCUUCCUCGCGUGAAGAUGAACACUUCUGUCGAUGAAUUCUUCGAUCAACUCCAGGAAAAAGUUGCCAACGGCUCCACGGAAUUUGUCACUUGGUAUGGUGAACUUUACUUCGAGUUGCACCGUGGUACCUAUACCACCCAAGCCAAUAACAAGAGAAACAACCGAAAGGCCGAAUUCUUGCUACGUGAGAUUGAAUAUCUGGCGACUCUAGCCACUGUCAACGGCAAAGAUGACAAGUAUAAGUAUCCUACAAAGGGUCUUGAUACAAUGUGGGAAUCAGUCCUUCUCUGUCAGUUCCACGACUGUCUGCCUGGUAGUUGUAUCGAAAUGUGUUACGACGAUACCGACGAAAUCUACGCCGAAGUUUUCUCUACAGGCUAUAAGCUUAAGAAGGAAGCUCUCCAAACCCUUGGAUUUGGUGACAACCAGCCUAAGAAAGAACUCGUGGCCAUCAACACGAUGCCGUGGCCUCGCUCAGAGAUUGUCAAGAUUCCUGAUGUGUCAUCAAGUUCAAAUUCUUCAAGCUAUGCUCUUGUGAGCGGCGACACUGGUGUCAUUAAUGCACAGAUUCUUAACGCUUCACAAACUCCAUCUGUUUCUGUCAAAGAAGUUAGGGAAGGAGUAUUCCGCCUGUCUAACAGCAACCUACGUCUCGACGUUCAGGAUGGUGUGAUAAUCUCCUUGCAUGAUAUUGAAGCUGACCGAGAAGUCAUUUCUCGAGGUGGAAAGGCUGGUCAACUUGUUAUCUUCGAUGACAAGCCUUUGUACUGGCAAGCUUGGGACGUCGAAGUUUUCCACCUUGACUCGCGUAGAGAACUCCAGUCUGGGAAAACCUCCAUUGUUGAGGACUCAUCGCAUCGUGUCAGUGUUGUUACAAACACUCCAAUCAGUGACAAGAGUUGGGUCAAGACAACCAUCAGUCUGUCUGCCAGCGUACAUGGCGAGCCAUCUUAUGUUGAGCUAGACAGCGAAGUUGAAUGGCACGAGGACAAGAAGUUCCUUAAAGUAGAAUUCCCUGUGGAUGUUCACAAUACCGAGGCUUCCUAUGAAACUCAAUAUGGCAUCGUUCGCCGUCCAACGCAUUAUAAUACAAGUUGGGACAUGGCCAAGUUCGAAGUUUGCAGCCACAAAUGGGCGGAUUUGUCCGAGAAUGGAUACGGAGUGUCGAUUCUGAACGAUAGUAAAUAUGGCUUUGCCACUGUGGGCAACCUCAUGCGCCUAUCUCUUCUCAGAGCCCCUAAGGCUCCUGAUGGACACGCCGACAUGGGUCGUCAUCGCAUCCGUUACGCAAUUCUUCCCCACUCCGGCCCUCUCGACUAUCGCACCGUCCGAGCUGGAUACAAUUUCAAUGCUCCUUUGACUUUGACCUCCGCCAGCAGCAAUGCCCUCAGUAACGUGUUCACCUCCGUGCGCCUAACCGGCUCGAAGUCUUUGAUCUUGGACGCCGUCAAACGAGGUGAAGAUGACGAAGACAUCUCUCGUGGCGAUUUUGCCAAACGAAGCGGCCAAAGCGUCAUCUUGCGUAUUUACGAGUCGCUGGGUGGCAAGAGCCGUGGCACCAUUCAUACAACUUUGCCGGUUAAGAAGGUUUGGAAGACGAAUGUGCUGGAAGAUAAUGAAGCUGAGUUGCAGAUUCUGUCUGUUGAUCAACAGGGUGGCAAUGGCAAUUUCAGCGUCAACAUCGAGUUAAGGCCGUUCGAGGUUGCUACAUAUAGGCUGCAGCUGUAGGCAUUUCUUAUUGUAUCAGCACCGAUAAUGGCGAUGCCUGCACCAAUGCUUGGAGGGGAAGCACUGUAAAAGAGCAAAUGAAUUAUGUUUAUUAUUGUUAGCUUUACCCUCAGUCAUGGGCCCCUUGCACAAUUCAAACAUCGCUUGCUAUUUAGUUCAGCAUGAGGCAAUGGCAGCUGUUGAUUACUACGCAAUAAUACUAUAGUAGACACCUAUGAAUGUUAUUGUCAAACUAGAUUGAGACAGCCCAAUCGCGCAUUGAAUCAAACCGCCUAGUCAUUCUUUAGCUCGCAAUUGUUCGAUAUCAUUUCCAUUCACCCCAACCUCUAUCAACC
Messenger RNA from Talaromyces proteolyticus, 3791 nucleotides. Its product is annotated as alpha-mannosidase. Lineage: Eukaryota; Fungi; Ascomycota; Eurotiomycetes; Eurotiales; Trichocomaceae. The transcript has 4 exons. Gene Ontology annotation, cellular component: fungal-type vacuole membrane. Gene Ontology annotation, biological process: oligosaccharide catabolic process; mannose metabolic process. The coding region runs from base 175 to 3456 and encodes 1093 amino acids. The record is from RefSeq and is a predicted model, not a curated record. Gene Ontology annotation, molecular function: alpha-mannosidase activity; carbohydrate binding.